Drosophila navojoa is the source of this 3069-nucleotide messenger RNA. RefSeq lists its product as uncharacterized. NCBI's taxonomy places the organism in Eukaryota, Metazoa, Arthropoda, Insecta, Diptera, Drosophilidae. Gene Ontology annotation, molecular function: zinc ion binding. The record is from RefSeq and is a predicted model, not a curated record. Gene Ontology annotation, cellular component: nucleus.
AUUUCGUGCCAGACUGUGUCAUCACAGUUGCACUGCUCUGUAUUUAGUAAAUGAACAGGACAUGCAAAUUUUUGUUGUGUUAUGUUUUGGUUUGUAAAUGUGUUAGGAAUUAUUAAAACUUCAACAUAAUGAAGCUACCCGUUAUGUGUCGCACAUGCGAUGCAAGAGACACGGAUAAAUUAUACAAGCUGGCUACAUCCACUAAACGAUUUCCGGAUAAACAGCUCUCCGAUAUUUUAGCUGAACUAACACACAUUGAAUUGGAUGAAACUUUGGCGCAACAGCUGCCACAAUGUCUGUGUGGUAAUUGUGCGAGAAAGCUAAUAGGCGCCUAUUAUUAUGUGAAGCAGGCGCUGGCAGCAAAUGAGCUCCUGAUGAAUCAUGUGGACCGCCUGGAGAGCAAUAAAACUACAGUCAACGACUGCUUGCAAGAGGCGCCCAUGGAGUUGUGUGCCGAGCAACAUGUGGAGAUCAAAAUGGAAACAGAGGAGGAGGAGGCUGACAACGAUAUCACCUGCACGGAACUGCCGGAGUUCACAACAGUACAAAAUGCCAACGAUGUGGACUUAGAGUUGGAUAACAAAAAGUCCAAUGACCCUCUCAACAUGCUUGAGCCAGUGAAACAGGAGAUGGAGCCAACCGCCGGCCGCACACCAAAUUUACAAGAGCCACAAGAAUAUAAGGCUGAUAUUGACGACGAAGAAUCCCUUGAUGAUUUGCCCUUGCAACAGCGCGCACGCAAGUGGAAACAGACCGGAACGAUUCGCGCUGUAAAGCGUUCCAAUUUCAAAUGUACUGAAUGCCCAAAGAUUUUCAAACGACCGGAAUAUCUGAAGCAGCAUGCAACACGGGCGCAUAAGUCAAAGAACGAUUGGUUUUCCUGUUCUUAUUGCAUACGCAAGUUCAGUCAUCGAGAGGCUCUGCAGUCGCACCUGAAGGUGCAUCGGGAUUCAAAGCGGUCGGCGAAUCUGGGCGAAAGCAAAAAGGCCAAGGAUAUAGAUUUAAACAUGUGCAAGCCACAUGGCUAUAAGCUAAUCGAGUGUAUGAUUUGCCAGAGUCAAUACGAUAAGAUAGCGGAUCUGCGACGUCAUCUCGAACAGCAUCCGGAUAUCGUUGGAUUCGGUGCACGUUCCAAUAUGCAGCCGCAUGAGCUGGCCGAGCUCUUCUAUCCGGAUGCCAAGCAUAUCAGCGUGGAGCAGCUAAAAGCGCUCAUACGCAAAGAUCUGGAUGCCGGCAUUUACCAACGUUUCUAUUCCAUUACCAAUCAGUCGGGCUAUGAAAUGGACCUGGACAGCUCCGAGACAGAAAGCGAUGCAGAACGGGAUGCCGAUGAGCAGCAGCUAAAGCGCAACAUACCCAAGGCCAAGUACACCUGUGAACUGUGCAACGAACGCUACCAGCGCAAAUACCAGCUCUUUGAUCAUCAACGUCUGGCGCACGCCUGGCUGGAUGCGCCGCAUGUCUGCGGACGCUGUGAUGCGCGCUUUGUUAGUCUGCAGCUGCUGCGACAACACAACGAGCUGCAGUGCAAAAAUGCUCAGAAACGUUUCCUCUGCCACAGAUGUCCGCUGCGCUUCCGCUGGCGCCACAACCUAAAGGCGCAUAUACGGGAACACCGCAUUAUUAAUCAAACCUAUGAGUGCAACGAUUGCAAGCGUGUGUUCGACAAGAAGAAAUCCCUCACCGUUCACAUGCUCAGCGUGCAUGCGGAGGAAUCGAAACUCAUACCGUGCCAAUGGUGUACACGCAAGUUCUAUCGACGUGACUAUUUGGUGAAGCAUCUGAAGCGUCAUGGUAUACGGGAGCAGGAUAUACCGCUAGCCGAGACGCUAAUUGCAGCCACCGCGAAACCAAACGGUGUUAAGCGCAUCACCUGCAAGAUUUGUAACCUUCACUUCGAACGCAUCUGUGACCUGCGAGCGCAUAUCCAGCUGGAGCUUAAGCUGGCCUUGUCGCUGCACCAGAACUACGACUCGUUGCAAAACUACUCGAUUACAAACGAAUCCGGGUACGAAAUGCAACUGGGCGAUUCUGAAACGGAGGAUGAGCUGCAAAUGCAGCAGGCGAGGGGCUCGCCCAGCACGCGACCCGUCUACGUCUGCGAGCUGUGCAAAGUGCAGUGCAGGCGCAAAUACGAGAUGAUCCAGCAUCAGCGAGCGAUGCAUCGGUUCGACAAAAUGCCGCACGAAUGCGAGUUCUGCAUAUUCAAGUGUGUAUGCAAGAGCAUCAUGGAUCAGCACAAGCGAUCGCAGUGUCAAAGCGCCGAGAAGAAGCUGGCGUGCAGUAAAUGCAGCUACAAAUUCAUGUGGCCCGAGAAUCUGCAGCAGCACAUGGUGCUGCAGCAUGGCAGCAUUGAUCCACAGUCGACUCCUACGGCCGCCAUCAGCGAUGCAGCCAGCGCAGAUCAGCUGUCAGCUGUGGCGGCUAAUUCCGCUAUUGCGGCCGAAGAUGUGCAGCUGCUGCAGUGUCCGCACUGCGAUCGCACGUACCAGAUGAAGGCGCGCCUCAACAAUCACAUUCGCGAUGUGCACAUCAAUGGAGAUCGGAAGCGUAAGGAGGCCAUCAAGAAGUUCCUCUGCUCGCUCUGCGGUCGGGAAACCCAGUCAGCGGCAACACUGGUCACCCACAUGCGUCGGCAUACGGGCGAAAAGCCGUUCAAAUGUGAUCUAUGCGAAAUGGCCUUCCCGCGGCACUCGGAGAUGAUGUCUCAUCGGCGAAUGCACACGGGCGAGAAGCCCUUCCAUUGCACGGUCUGUGGCAAGGAUUUCGCCCGGUCUGACAAGCUGAAGCGACACAUGCUGACGCACAGCGGUUUGAAGCCACACAAGUGCACCUACUGCGACAAGAGCUAUCGCCAGGCGAAAGAUCUGAAACUCCAUCUGCAGCAGCACACGGGGGAGUGCCCCUUCAUAUGUGGCACCUGUGGCGAGCGUUUCAUACAGGGAACCGCCUUGGAGAAGCAUCGCAUGAUGCGACGUCACUUUGACGAGGUGGAGGAGCGCCCCAACGCCAACAACAGCCACACAGCAACCGCUUAGUUUGCUUACAAGAAUUUGCUUUAAAUAUAUA